AUGUCCGAAGACGAUUUAGCCAAGGAACUUGAACAACAGUCGGUCACAGCUGUCAGACGGUUUACUUUCAAGAAGGAUGGUGUGGUCCAACCAACCAACACCUACCUCUUCACUUUCGCCCGAACGUCUAUCCCUCAAUCUAUCAAAGCUAAUUACUGUAACAUCGGAGUGGAGGUGUAUAUCCCCUUUCAACUCCGGUAUUACACCUGCCAAGCGUUUGGACAUGGAUGCAAGUCCUGCCAUGCCUCCGCUGUUUGUUACCGCUGCGGUGACAAUCACGAGGCCACUGACUGCAGGAAGGAUGUGAAGUGUUCAAACUGCGGUGGGAACCAUAUGGCUUCUUCAAAAUCCUGCCCUGUGUGGAAACGCGAGUCCCAAAUCAUGAGGAUUAAGACCGAACAAAAUGUCUCGUACUACGAAGCCAAGAAGAGGGUUGAAGGGCUCACUACAAACACUUCCACCAUCUCUCGUCCUCCUGUCACUACUGCCUCUAUCGACUGUCAGACUGGUCUGACAUGGGUCAAGUCUGUUCAGCCACUUUCAACUGCUUCAAUCCAAAAACCAGCUCUGCCACCUUCAUCUGUAACACCCCCAAAACCAAAAAUCGUCAAACAUGUUGAGUCUCAGACUCCAAAAAUAACACCUGAACCAGAACCAUUUAAACUAACAAACAGGGAAAAGAAAUUAUUGAAAAAGAAGCAGCUGAGAGAACACCAAAGGCCACCUCUCCUUUAG
Messenger RNA from Haliotis rufescens (red abalone), 735 nucleotides. RefSeq lists its product as uncharacterized. The transcript has a single exon. Lineage: Eukaryota; Metazoa; Mollusca; Gastropoda; Lepetellida; Haliotidae. The coding region runs from base 1 to 735 and encodes 244 amino acids. The record is from RefSeq and is a predicted model, not a curated record.